Molecule: messenger RNA, 7062 nt
Organism: Oncorhynchus tshawytscha (Chinook salmon)
Lineage: Eukaryota; Metazoa; Chordata; Actinopteri; Salmoniformes; Salmonidae
Product: hypermethylated in cancer 2 protein
Exons: 3
Coding region: 156-1820 (554 amino acids)
Biological process (GO): regulation of transcription by RNA polymerase II
Cellular component (GO): nucleus
Molecular function (GO): DNA-binding transcription factor activity, RNA polymerase II-specific; RNA polymerase II cis-regulatory region sequence-specific DNA binding; protein binding
Source: RefSeq, a predicted model, not a curated record
UUAUUUUGAAGGUUUCCUCAUUACCAUAGAAAAGUGACGUCAUCGCCAGUACUGCUAGCAGAAUAGUAGUGGGGGAGUGCGAACCGAGGGUAGUGAAGUAGGAGAGAGGAUGGUAAAUUAAAAACGCGAUCAUCGAUGAAUUAAGUGUGUGUGAGAUGGAGCAGCAAAACCAUUUCAAGCAGCUGUUGCUGCAGCUCAACCAGCAGCGAGCCAAAGGGUACCUGUGUGAUGUCAUCAUCGUGGUGGAGAAUGCGCUGUUCCGUGCCCAUAAGAACGUCCUGGCGGCCAGCAGCGUCUACUUCAAGUCGCUGGUCCCCCACGAUAACCUGAUCAACCUGGACACGGAGAUGGUCAGCCCCUCCGUCUUCAGACAGGUAUUGGACUUCAUCUAUACAGGUCGUCUGUCCAGUUCUGACUCUGUCAGUGACCACAGUGUCUCGUCCCUCCUGACCGCCGCCUCCUACCUCCAGCUGACCGAACUAGCUGCUCUCUGUCGGAGGAAGCUCAAACACAACGGACAGACCCCCUCCAGCUCCAACAAGUUGACCACCUCCCCAACCCCCAAUGGACACACCCCUGGCCCCCUCCGCCUCUCCUCCACCCCCCUCAGAGCAACCCCCAGCCACCAUAACAACCACUCAGGGUCCAGGAAGGGCAACCUGAGGAACCAGAGAUGGGGCCAGGAGGGGAGGCUGAGAGAGGAUCUCUCCGAGGAGGAGGUGUUUAUUUCGGGCUCGCGGUGUGCUUCCCUCAGCCCCUCUGGAGGAAGUAGGGUUAAUGGGCUGGCUCUAGGACUGGACCUGUCCAAGAGGAGUCCAUCAGGAAGCACCGCCACAGAGGAAGUGUCCCCCAGCAGUCUCCCCCAAAGCUCCUCCCCCCACUCCUCAUCUGUUUCUCCCACUCCUCCCACCACCGCAGAGCCUAGGGAGAACCAGAGGCAGCUUCCAAAUACCUCCACAGACCUCUUGCCUAGGGCCCCUUGCAAGAGACCCCGACCCCACAGAGAGGCCACCAACCUGGGAGAGACGGGCAAGGCACUGCACAAGGGCCUAGUGAAGAAACCAGGGGCCCCAGGGCACGAAAAGCUGGUCAGAGGGGAUAGAGUGACCCCAGAGCUGGAGGAUGGGGAGGUGGAUGGAGAGGAGAAUGGCCAGGACCAGAGUGAAGAGAGUGGGCACAGUGGGAGUGAGGGAGGAGGAGGAGGAGCUGGAGGUAAGAGAAAUGGGAACACCAACUAUAUCUACCGUCAGCCCCAGCCAGGGUUUGAGCCAGGUGUGGGGGACAAUCUGUACGUCUGCAUCCCCUGUGGGAAAGGCUUCCCCAGCUCCGAGCAGCUUAACGCCCACGUCGACACACACACCCAGGAUGAAAUCUACAUCGAAGAAGAGGAGGAAGAAGAAGAGGAGGGUGGUGGAUACCUGAAGGACGAAGACCCUGACAUCUAUGCAUCACGGGGAGUGGAGCCUGGCGCUGACGAACCUCGGCAUCGUUGCACAGUCUGCAGUAAGACCUGCAAGGACGCGGUGUCGCUACGGGAACACGAGAAGAGCCAUUGGCUGAACCGGCCGUUCCCCUGUAACAUCUGUGGCAAGUUGUUCACCCAGCGAGGCACCAUGACCCGCCACAUGAGGAGCCACCUGGGCCUCAAGCCCUUCGCCUGCGAGGAGUGCGGCAUGCGCUUCACACGCCAGUACCGUCUCGCCGAGCACAUGCGGGUCCACUCGGGGGAGAAGCCCUACGAGUGCCAGCUGUGUGGCGGAAAGUUCACCCAGCAACGCAACCUCCUCAGCCAUCUAAAGAUGCACACCUCUCCCUCAUAGAGGACACUUCACCAUGGUUACUACAGCUGGACCACAGCUAUCUGGGCUCUAUUAAGCUGUCUGCCUCAUCUUCAGAUGCUAUCUGGUGUUGCUGUUACCCAUAGUACCUCCUCACCCUUGUAAACACACCUGGGUUCUACCUCAACUUUAGAAACUCACCUUGAAAGGAAUGACCCCACCUUUAUAACCACUCCUCCUGAGUAACUCUGCUCCUUUACUUUAUCUCAACCUCUUAACAACCAUCACCCAUACCUCAAAUCAAACAUCACCCAUACCUCAACCUCAUAACAACCUUCACCCAUACCUCAACCUCAUAACAACCUUCACCCAUACCUCAACCUCAUAACAACCUUCACCCAUACCUCAACCUCAUAACAACCUUCACCCAUACCUCAACCUCAUAACAACCUUCACCCAUACCUCAACCUCAUAACAACCUUCACCCAUACCUCAUAACAACCGUCACACAUACCUCAACCUCAUAUCAACCAUCACCCAUACCUCAACCUCAUAUCAACCAUCACCCGUAACUGAACAACUAUCACCCAUAGCCUCACCCAUGACAACUGUUCCUCUGACUUGCCUCAACCCCAUUUUACUAAUACCAACCAUUACGUCACCCUCAGAACCCCAUCUUACUAAUACCAACCAUUGCAUCACCUUCAGAACCCCAUCUUACUAAUACCAACCAUUCCAUCACCCUCAGAACCCCAUUUUACUAAUACCAACCAUUACGUCACCCUCAGAACCCCAUCUUACUAAUACCAACCAUUGCAUCACCUUCAGAACCCCAUCUUACUAAUACCAACCAUUCCAUCACCCUCAGAACCCCAUCUUACUAAUACCAACCAUUACGUCACCCUCAGAACCCCAUCUUACUAAUACCAACCAUUACGUCACCCUCAGAACCCCAUCUUACUAAUACCAACCAUUACGUCACCCUCAGAACCCCAUCUUACUAAUACCAACCAUUACGUCACCCUCAGAACCCCAUUUUACUAAUACCAACCAUUACGUCACCCUCAGAACCCCAUCAUAAAAUCCACAUAGAGCCAGCCAGCCAGAUGUACUGGCCAUCUCAGGGUCAACACACCACACCUCGCCAUCUGCCAAAGACUCCUUCCCAUCCCAGGUGGCUCAAACGUGUUUUGAUGAUAGCUUUUAGCAUCCAACCAAACUUGUCCUCCCAGGGUGUCAGUUCUGUGCCUCCAGGCUGCUGUAGCUGUCUCUCGCUGGUCAAUGUGUGACCUCAAUGCCUCUACUACCUCAUUAUAAGACGCAUACUGGACCCCAGGCAUGACUGGCUAACAGUCAGUAGUAAUACUAUGUUCUCUAGCUAGAUGGAACAGGUUAGUCAGCCUAUCCUCUGUGUAUAUAAUAAUAAUUUUUCACCUCCACAUACACAGCCUGUUUGAAACUUGCCGUUAUUAGAAAUUGAUCAGGGGUAUUCUUAACGCAAUGAUGUUUACUUUACUGUUGGUUUACAGGUCAGGGUUUGUAUUUUAUGUGAAGUCUUGAAAAAGCCAAACUUGGGGGGGUUAAAUGUUUUGAGAACUUAUUGCUACGCUUUUGUGAAUGUUUAAACUGGGUAUUUCUACUUUGGGCCUGGGAGGGGUGGGGAUAUUUUCUGUGAGGCAUCAUACUCUGGUGGUACUGUUGUGUUUUGUGUGUAGUGUUUUUUUUUCUUUAAAAGGCUGGUCUACUGAGACAGGUGGCCAGUAUCCCUGUAUUAAGUUUGCUUUUGGUUUUCAACAAGUUCCUCCUAUCUCUUAAAGAGAUUCUCCGGUACUUUUGUAUACUUUUUAGCUAGUAGUUCUAAAAGUCAUGCUCACCAGCCAAAAGUGGUCCCUGAAAAAUGCUUACUACGUCACUGUAUGUGCAGAUAUGUUCACCACGUCAUUGCUCUCUUGCGCUGCUGUGUGUGCAUCUUGCUAGCUGUCACUCAAAUGGCGAGGGACUGAAGCUCAUUGGCUAGAACUCAAAUUGCAAGCGGGCUGGCCCACAUGGGAGAAAAUGUAGGGAAAAUGGCACAGCACAGUUUCCAGAAAAACGGUCGCUUUCAAACUAGGGAUUUCGUGGCAAAUUGAGGUAAUAUAGUAUUUCUGCUCAUAGAUUAUGCAUGUAUGAACUACAUAUUGACACAUCCAGCCCAAAGCUGGAGAUUUAAAAAAACACUUAGCCAAAGUUCCAGAGCAUGUCUUUAAUGCUGUGAGGAGAGCAUAGCUUUCUGGACAGUGUAUUACUAGUGUAUGACAGAGCUGAAACUGCUACGAGAUUGUAUAUUGAAAUCCAAAGAGAACGAAUACAAAACCAACAAACUUAACAACCAAAGUCUUUCAGUGUCAAAGUGAAGUUGUACCCAUGUUAUUAUGUCUACGGUAUAGUCCACUCCUAGUUCCACACAAACAGCCAUGUGGUUGGAAUUACCAAUGUUGAUUGGACCAACCUCACUUUAUGGUCUUACAUUAUCUUUACUCUGUCCUCAGGAGGACUACAUUACAUGUCAUUUCAGACCAAAAAUCUAAGACUGUUGUAUGACUCCGUUUUGGACUAGUAUUUAAAUCCUCUUUCCUCCAUGUUGAAAGAAAGUCAUUUUUACACCAGAAACAUGUAUAUUACUCCUCAACUCAGGAACCAUUGCUGUCAGGGUCUGGCAUCUAUACAGUCCAUAUCAACACUCUCUCUGGUUGUUUUGGUUGAGGCAUUUAGAAUGUAAUAUGUCGACAACUCAAAUGAAAGCGAGCCGAGAGAAACAUGUUUGAGCUGUGACAGGGAUACUUCUGACUCAUAUCUUCAGGGAGUGUUCGUUGUGUUGUCAAACACUGUCAAAUGUCUGUGCGGAAAGCAUAAACACUAGCUUCCUACACAAGAGAUUUUUUACAGGGAGAGGGUGGUGAUUAUCUUCUUUCAAAUAACUGAGUGAUGAAAUGUCAAUUUUACUAUUUUAGCUCUUGAAUGUUAUAUCAGCAUGCAUUUGGUCAACAAACCCUUUAUCUAGUAAGAUUGUUCUAUUUGUCUGUUGCUGUCCCUCUGUUUAGGAAGUUGUUGCAGAAACUUAGUGUUGAUGUCUAUUGAUUAUUCACGAAUGUAUUUAUAAGUUGGAUCCUGUUUUAAGCCUCUUUAUGAUAACUCAGUGGAUGAUAGUCAUGGGCUUUGCUACUUUGUUACUGCUCAUCUAGAAAAAAAUAUGUUAAGUAGCUGCACGGUCAGCGUCUCUGAUGCUGAACGCGAGCGGAUUGACUAGCAAGGAAACGAGCAGUGUUGCGCUAGCUUAGUUCAUUCAGUGUGUGUCGCAGCGUGGAUUAAAACAGACAUGGCAAAGCAAGCUGUUCUGCUAAUACUUCAGUUUCUUUUGGUACUUUCAAAGAUUUAGGACUAUGUUAAUUCAUCAGUUCUUGAUCUGUCCUCGGCUGCUAAUGGUGUGAUAAUAGCCUCCUAGUCAGUUCACCAAUGACGACAAGGCAUAUUGAAUGAAUGGUAGACCUGAACUGAGAAGGAAGAUUGAUUAAUUAAGUCAAGGAUGGAGAUCUGAAACAAGCUCGUAUAGGGGCGGCAGGUGGUUCGAGCGUUGGGCCAGUAACCGAAAGGUUGCUGGAUCGAAUCCCUGAGCUGACAAGGUAAAAAUCAGUCGUUCUGCCCUUGAACAAAGCAGUUAACCCACUGUUCAGUGUAAAUAAGAAUUUGUUCUUAACUGACUUGCCUUGUUAAAUAAAGGUUACAUUUAAAAAAUAUAUAGGCCUUGUUCAGGUGUUCCAUGAUUAUUCCAUUUACAGUAGACUAGGUCUACUACAUUGCAUCUAGUAAUUGAACUAGGCCUAUUCAGAAUUUGUCGGCCCCCCCCUUACAUUUUCACUAUACUAUCCAUAUAACGACAGCUAAUAGAAUAAUCAUUACCCCUAAAUUUAACCUAUUAGAAAUGUUACAAAGUAAUUGAGAACCACUCUAAAUUCAGUCAGGAUCAACUACUGCGUUGGCUACAUUGUAUUGAUAUAAUUUAAUUCUCUAAGUUUCAGAAAAUUGCAGUUUUUCAAAAAAAGCUAAACGCUCCAACUUUCAGAUGGGGUCACCUCCCCCUCACCUGACCUCAGGCCUACAUUAACACCUCCUUGUCAGAAAAUUCUAGGGAGAUCCCUGGUUUGUAAACUUCUUAACCAAAACCAAGCACCGAUGAGUCUAUAGCCUACCAUUCGUACUGAGGCGGUCUUCUGCCAACAUCAUUAUCGGGCUAAAAAAGAAAGGUACAUUUGUCUCGGAUCUGAGCGUGGUGUCGCACACGAGCCGUCGUGGGGUCCAGGGGCGUCGCCGUCUCGCUGAAGUGUAACUCCUAAAGAUUCUUUAAGGUUGGCAGGUCUGGGCUAAGUUAACCCCAAACAACUUGACUACAUUGUGAGAGUGCCAUAGUAUGAUAUCUUUGGUGAAAUGUCCCUUUUAAAACAUGAAAUAGCCAUAAACCACGUCAAGCUCCGAGCCCAAGACACUGGAGAUGGGGGGAAUUUAAUGUACUGCUCCUGAGGCGUUUGAUGUGUUUUAUACCACUUUUAUCCCAAAGUAAGAAGAAUACAAAGAUGACAUGUUUUUACUGUGCUGCAUUGUUUCCUGUGCUUUUUUUGUUUGUUUUGUUUUUUGAGAAUGUGAUCUGUGUUUAUUGUCAUGUCAUCUGUUUUAUAUGCUAGUUUAUCCAUUGGAAUGGGAACCCCAACUCGUGGUAGACACUAUGUAUUGUAUCCUACAGAAAGCAUUGUUUUUUUUCCAAAGCAACUUCUGUUGAAGGCUGGUAUUGUUACUAGUACAGAGAUGCUUCUUGUUUAAUCUCUAUCAGAAAACCAAAGGUGUCUAUGGCAGCUUUAAUAUGUACGUAGUAGUCACACAUGCCACUACAAAUCCAAACCAAGCCACAAAUGAAUCCACCCAAAAGCAAUGUAAUUCCUAAGACUACUGGGCUAAAACCACGUCAAAGCUGCAUCUAUGUAUUAAUUUACUUAUCUCUGUUUUUGUAGAACAAGUUUCUCUGUUCUACAAAAUAUUUGCUCAAUUAUAUUUUCUGUCUUAAUUGAACAUGCUUGCAGACAACUCCAAAGUUGUUUUAAUUCCUCAGUUUGUGUUCAGGAGUUUCUUUAUCCGUGUGGCUCACACACUGCACCGUCACAUGAUUCAGAAUCCACUGGUCAACCUACAGUCUUAAUGUACAGAUAUGGGAAUGGAAUCUAAUAACAAUAUUUUAAUUAAACUUGAUUAGAAAGAA